AAGGCCUGAGACUGAAUCAGCGCAAAUUCAAGAUGGCUGCCGGUGUGGACAUAAAUCGCUCUAUUUCUUCCGUGUGGCAAAAAAUCCUUACCGUUGUUAAUAACGCGUUAGUUUACUUAGAUGAUCCUGCUGCCGAGUUAUUACACUGGUCUGGAAAUGUCGCAAGCGUAAUCGAAGCUGGAGCCCUAGCAAUACACGACCUUUCUUCCAGACGAGGUGGCAAUGAAUCAGAAACCAAAGCUGUAUUCAUCAUUACGACUGUCCUACAUGGCGAAACACUAGAUGAUGUGAGAGCUAUUGUCCAGGCCAGUGAUUUCCAGCAUGUUACUGUACUGUGUUCCGUCCCCGAGAAUAUAAACUCCUUUGCCAGGCGUAGCAGUGAUACCCAGGAAGAGGCUGCUUUUGGGGAACUGUCACAGAAACUUAGAGAAUGGAUGGGAAAUGAGUACUCCACUGUAGAUGUCCACCAUGUGGCCCUAUUUCCUGCUCAAGUUUACCCAGGACUCUUCAUUGCUCCAGCAUUCUAUUCAUUUUUCCCUCUCCUCCCGUCAGAUGUUCCUCGACUCCAGGGAUUUCUCCAUAGUACUGGUGAGAAAAAGGUGUUUAAUAAUCUGAGUGAGAUAGAGAUGACUUCACUUCCACAUAAUCUACAGCUGAAAAUUAAGAUGUUUGCAUCAGGACUAAGCAGCAUGUUUGAGCUUCUUGAAGUCAGUGAGGACUGCUAUGGCAUGGGAUAUCUUAGCAAGCUUAUCGCCUCUGAAUUAGCUAACAUACCAUCUGCUAGGGGGCGCAGAAAGACGGCGACUGGGCGUGCAUCCCUGGUCCUAAUGGACAGGACGCUGGACCUUGUAGGCCCAUGUGGACACUCAAGCGACACCUUGGCUGACAAGGUUAUCCAGCUAUUGCCAAGGUUACCAGGCCAUCAAAGUGAUGUCACAGUUGACAUGUCGACUCUCUGUUCUGCUGGCAGUGUGACACCUAGCAGUCUCGCCCCAGGCUGUUUGGCACAUGCACAUGACCAGUCUGUACAAGCACUGCUCAACUCCUUAUUCACCAAGAGACAAAAGGAUAGCCUGAAUGAGAUCGCACGCCAUCUCAAUGAUGCACUCUCCAAGGAGUCGGUUUCACCCAUUUCCAGAGGAUCCCCGGGAAAAGUCAACUCAGAGCAUCUUCAUAGCCUUGCACAGAAGUUCAAAGGCCAGCCAAAAGCGUUCAAGUCUUGCAGUGGCUUACUCCAGAUAGCUAUGGCAGCCGUUAGUGCGCUAAAACAUAAAAACUUAGAGCAUAUGGAAGAUCUACUUAGUAACGAAAAAGUCCUCCUUAUGAACAUGGGCGAGGAGGAGUCAGAGAGCAUCAUCGCCGAGAUCCUCGGGCUGCUGAAAACCGAGAAAGUCAAGGAGUUGUACAGCCUGGAAGACAUUCUUCUACUUGUGGGAUUCGUGUAUUCUCUACGUGGCGAUGAAUGCUACGCCUCGCCAGCAGAGGAAGAGCUACUUAAGAAGAUUUUAGUAGAUUGUCUGUUACGUGGAGAUCUGGAAUGCACCACUGAAGGAUAUCUGGGCACAGAGCCGAACGAGAGAAAUGUACGUAAAAAAAUUGCAGAUGCUUUCGAGAAGUUACGCGGGAUCGCUGAGGCUCGUAGGGAGCUUCGACAGUUCGGACGUGUUUACCAGGAAGCAACAGCGAUAAAAGAACCCUCCUACCAGCCACUAGUCAAACAGGUCAUAGAUGCUAUAUUUAGCGCUGAGAAACCCGAGCUUGUGGACGUGGAAUUCAAAUCACAUGGUAUCAAAGACUUCAUCAAGACUGGCUUCAGCUUGUUUAUGAACGUCAGUAAACCCCGCCCUAACGACCUCCCGCUUCUCGUAUUCUUUAUCAUCGGCGGAGUCACGUGCUCUGAGGUCAAGCAAAUUAAGGAAGCUGUGACGUCACAUCAUCCCAACACACAGGUGAUUAUCGGCAGCACGAGAAUUCUUAAGUCAGAAGAUGUGUUCCAACAAGUCUUCUGUCAAGACAAUCUGUUCCCGUUGCUCAGCUGAACGGUAACAUUGAAUGGUAACGCUAUAUGCAGCUUUGUCACGCAAAAUCAUGACAAGAAACUUUGUUCCCGUUUACUCAACUGAACGGUAACGCAAUCUUAUGUAACCACGUAACGCAAGACUCGUGACUCCGUGAAAGACAAUCUAUUCACGUAACGCAGCUGAACGAUUCGGAAUGAGCCAAAGACGAUGGAAUAUGCAUCUGCGUCACGCAAAUCUCUCUAGCUGAUCGCUGUCUUUUGUUGGUAAAAACAUUUUGGUGUCGCUUGUUUUUUGCCUGGUGCUGCCAUGUGCCCUCAUAAAUCUCGAAAGUUGAAUCAAGUGUAACGCAAUUCAAUUUUUUCUUGUCACCUAGUCGAGUCACGCAUUGCGAUGCGACGAUGAGUGACAGCAUUGCUUAUGUACAUUGUUUUGCGAUAUCCUUUAUUUAUAACUUAACUUUGAACAAAAUUAUAUAAAUAUUAAAUUCUUUUUUGCGGGAAAAUUUAUUUAUUUCAUUUUAGCCGAAGAAGUUUCCGAUAAAGAUUAAACUUUUAUAGUGUUUAACUGAUGUAAUUUUCUAGGUGUGAAUGUAACAUUUUAAGUGUGAUUCUCGCAUUUGUAAAUUUUAGUGACAAAUAAAUUUAUAGAGAUUGUUCA
Messenger RNA from Nematostella vectensis (starlet sea anemone), 2678 nucleotides. RefSeq names its product sec1 family domain-containing protein 2. The record is from RefSeq and is a predicted model, not a curated record. The transcript is spliced from 17 exons. Gene Ontology annotation, biological process: intracellular protein transport; vesicle-mediated transport. Lineage: Eukaryota; Metazoa; Cnidaria; Anthozoa; Actiniaria; Edwardsiidae. Bases 33 to 2039 code for a protein of 668 amino acids.